Messenger RNA from Bactrocera dorsalis (oriental fruit fly), 703 nucleotides. RefSeq lists its product as uncharacterized. The record is from RefSeq and is a predicted model, not a curated record. NCBI's taxonomy places the organism in Eukaryota, Metazoa, Arthropoda, Insecta, Diptera, Tephritidae. The transcript has 2 exons. The coding region runs from base 248 to 703 and encodes 151 amino acids.
GCAUAGAAUAUUAAUUAGUGAAUGUCUUCACUCCACGCUGCCGGUCAAUGUGUGCUGCAAAUAAAAUGGACAAGUGGGACCACGCAUAGUGUAAUUGUUGUCGCAAUGCAUUUUGCAACAAUAUUUUGUACAUUUUGCAAUAAGAUAAAUGGCACCAUUAAAUACAGAGGUUUCACGUAAUCAAUUGAUUUUUAUUAUAUUCAGUUUAAAUCGGUACGCUGCAAGUAGCAGUAUAAUAUAGCAGAAAAUGCAAAAAUUCCAAGCAAUUAGUGUGAUAUCAUUUGUGGCGUGCUUGCUACUUUUGCAACAACAAAGCUCACAAGCUCUGCUGCAUGACAUUCUGGAUAUAGUCGAUUUACAAAAUGUGGACUUGAGAAACUAUGAAUACUUUCGGAAUUUACCGUCGCAGAAUCCAAAAACAGCUGGACAGGCAAAUCUCUUUCUAGAACACUUCCAGAAGAAGAAGGCCGUCCUGGAUUAUGUAGAGCAUUUAUUUCUAGGCACAUCGCCAUUCACACAGAAAAGUGAGAUACCGUUUAAUCCACAUUUUGGGCGUGCAUGGCGUCCAUAUUUCGAACGUCGCUAUGGCAAACAUGGUGUGAAUUUAGUAGAUAUGUUAGGUCGUGGAUAUACAUUGCAACAACUGAGGCAGCAAGGUGCAAUUCCAAACGAUUUUGGCACACCAUAUUACCCCACGCGCUAA